Molecule: messenger RNA, 878 nt
Organism: Paramecium pentaurelia
Lineage: Eukaryota; Ciliophora; Oligohymenophorea; Peniculida; Parameciidae
Source: the annotation of a GenBank genome assembly
AUGGAAUAAUAACACAAAGGUAGUAAGUUAAGUAUUUAUUAUGAGUAAUUACCGAACCUGGAGAAACUAAUACAAGUAGUCAACAGUUUUUUAGUACAAAUACUCUAUUUUUAAACAAUGUUGGAUUGAGUACAAAUAUCUCAUCGAGUACUUUGAGACAUACAGCCCCUUAGAUCUCAUUUCCUAAGGCAAAUAGAUUUCAUACUCAAUCUCAAUUUCAAUUACCAACCAAAUUAGAAUUACCAUCACAAUUAGGAAAAAGGUUGUAAUCAUAAAAUUUAUCUUUAUUUCAGAUACACACAAUAAGGUUUCGGUAAUAAGAAAGUGUUUCAAUAUGAAUGGCAAAAAGUUAAUGCCAAAGAAUUCCCAAGUCCUGAUAGAUAUAGAGUCAGAUAAGAUCCUGGAAUAGAUUAAUUGAAAAGAUCAUUCGGAUUGUCUUGGGAAGCUUACUCAAAGACUUAUCUUCCAUAUAAUAAACAUUAAGCUCCUGAGGUUGCUAAAUUCUUGCCAGGUAUAAUUCUUAUUAAUUUGAGGUCCUGGAGAAUAUAAUGUACGUUAAGAUCUAGGACAACAUAGAUAUUAAUUUUAGUUGAAAGGCAAAGGGAAGAUGUUUAAUGAUUAGAGAGAGAAUGGUGUUCCAGGACCUGAAACCUAUUAACCUUAAAUAUCAUUGACUGUUCCUAAUCGAUUUUCAGUAAAGAAUUAUAUACAAAUGAAUUUAGAAAAUAUCAUAGGGAAUAGGAGUAAAAAAGAAUCCAUUUUAAUCUAUGAGUUUUACUCCAGGUCCAGGAAGAUAUGAAUAGAAUUCUGCAUUUGAUAAAGUAUCUAAAAAAAGAGAAUUCAUAACAAAACCAGGAGAAAAAAGACCAUUUAUAUGA